AUGGAGGAGGAUUCGCUCAAGGGGAUGAUCUCCGCCAUAUCCUGGGUGCCCAGGGGCGCCGCCAAGUGCAUGCCCGUCGUCGCCGACCCGCCCACGCAGGAGGAGAUUGCCGAGGCCAUGAAGACCUUCGCCCUGGGAAGAGACUCCGGGAGCGACGUUGACGAGGAUGAUGAUGCUGGCAACAUGGAAUUCGACGGUGCGGCAGAGGCGAAGGAAGAGGUUGACGAGGUUGAUGAGGCUGCCAGGGCUAAGGCCGUUGCGAAGGCGCUCGCCAAGGGCUCCAGUAAGGUGGACGACGUUGCUGAUGGGCUCCGCGAGCUCAACAUGGAUGCAUAUGAUGAUGAGGACGAAGAGGUUGAUGUUAUCGGCUCCGGUUUGGGGGACUUGUACUAUCUGGACAACGGAAUGGACCCCUAUCUCAAGAACAAUGUCAACAUUCUUGAAGAAACAGAUGACGGUGAACAAAAUAUCUUUGUGCAUCAUGAUGUUCCUCUUGCUGAUUUUCCGCUCUGCACUGCUUGGAUGGAUUUUAAUCUCAAAGGUGGCGAAAAAGGCAAUUUUGUAGCCGUUGGAACCAUGGAUCCUGCCAUCGAAAUAUGGGACUUAGAUAUGGUUGAUGAAUUGCAGCCGCACAUGGUGCUAGGAGGACUUUCAAAAAAGAAGGCAAAGGGCAAAAAGGGGAAAAAGUAUAAGAAAGGAAGUCACAGAAGUUCUGUGCUUGGUCUUGCAUGGAACAAGGAAGUGAGGAAUGUUCUAGCUAGUGCAAGUGCUGACACAACUGUGAAAAUCUGGGAUGUAGCUGUUGGUAAAUGUGCAGUCACACUAGAACACCAUGAUGACAAGGUUCAAGCAGUUGCUUGGAGCCCACAGUCUCCUGAAGUUCUUCUUAGCGGAUCCUUUGAUAAAACAGUUGCCGUGAAUGAUAUGAAAGAUGGUCAACAGAGUUGCCAUAAAUGGUCUGUUGAAGCAGAUGUGGAAAGUUUAGCUUGGAAUCCACACAAUGAACACUCAUUUGUGGUCAGUCUUGAAAAUGGGAUGGUUCAAGCCUUCGAUAAGCGAACAGCUUCAUCAAGUUCUUCUGUCCAGUCUAUGUAUACCCUUCAUGCACAUGAUAAGGCUGUUUCUUCCAUCUCCUUCAACCCAUCUGCCCCCAACUUUCUCGCAACAGGCUCGGUUGAUAAAAUGGUGAAACUAUGGGAUCUAUCAAAUGACAAACCAUCAUGCAUUGCCUCCCAAAAUCCAAAACUUGGAGCUAUUUUUUCGGUAUCAUUUUCAAAUGACAGCUCCUUCUUGUUAGCAUGUGGAGGUUCAAAAGGCAAACUAAAAGUUUGGGACACGCUAAGGGAGCCCGCCAUAGCUCGCAAGUUCAGCAAAUAG
Molecule: messenger RNA, 1377 nt
Organism: Miscanthus lutarioriparius
Lineage: Eukaryota; Viridiplantae; Streptophyta; Magnoliopsida; Poales; Poaceae
Source: the annotation of a GenBank genome assembly